AUGUGCAGGGACUCGGAUGCGAGAGGAUUCCGCGGACGUCCAUUAUUCGAGAUAAAAGCCAGUCGGGGCCGGUUCGAGUGGGCGUCCGUUGAUUUAUCCGCCACCGCCGGACUGGUCGUAAUUGACGUCGUCGGUAUUAAUCAAUCUGCCGCGGGCACUCGUCGAGAACAUCCGUCGCGUGGUCCGCGGAGCCGCCGGGUCCGAUACACCCGCCACCCACAUCACCCACACCGCGUCGGUACACGACUACGACCGGUGGCUCUCGACCAGGCCGGUUUUCGAGUUAAAGUGAUCGCCCCGUCAAUUACACAACAACGGUGUAACGGAUCGAUCGCGAUCUAUAAUAGAGCACUGUUAUAA
Macrosiphum euphorbiae (potato aphid) is the source of this 360-nucleotide messenger RNA. Lineage: Eukaryota; Metazoa; Arthropoda; Insecta; Hemiptera; Aphididae. The record is from the annotation of a GenBank genome assembly.